Trichoderma citrinoviride is the source of this 546-nucleotide messenger RNA. RefSeq lists its product as hypothetical. Lineage: Eukaryota; Fungi; Ascomycota; Sordariomycetes; Hypocreales; Hypocreaceae. The transcript has a single exon. The coding region runs from base 1 to 546 and encodes 181 amino acids. The record is from RefSeq and is a predicted model, not a curated record.
AUGGCUGUCUUGUGCAACACUGUCCUCCCCAAAGCUCUGUCUUUCAUUAUUUCUCAUCCAAGUUUUGUGCCGUUUGUUGCUCUUCAAGGGCGCCCUGCUCCGGCCAUGGAUGCAGAGAAUGCUUCUGUGCCAUCAGAUACGCCUACCAACCUUGGAGGGCAAUCAGUCCUCAGUUCUACAUUGUUUCACCAUGGACGGCCAGAAUGGGAGGACGUCAAGAUUGUAUGUCGAAAACUGUUGGAAAAGGGUUUGGACGAUCACAUCGAAGCCGACUGCGAGAGUAUCCUCAGAUACAUCAAGUCUCUCUUUCACAAGGACUGCGGUCCCCUUACUGGCCCCUUUUGGAACCCGCAUCACAUUGAGGACAUCUUCAAAGCUACAGUCAAGCACGCCAAACAGCAACAGCAGGGGAAGGACAAGGUUAUUCUGUCACGAGACUCUUUCGAGGCAGUAGUCCCGACGCCCCAUCACUGGUACUCCCUUGCCUUGGGCAGAGCCAAGUCCAAGAUGGAUCAAGCAGCUCACUUGGGUCUUGGGCAUAUGUAG